Triticum turgidum subsp. durum (durum wheat) is the source of this 1110-nucleotide messenger RNA. The record is from the annotation of a GenBank genome assembly. NCBI's taxonomy places the organism in Eukaryota, Viridiplantae, Streptophyta, Magnoliopsida, Poales, Poaceae.
AUGGAUUCUUCGGGAGCGGAGAUGGAGACGGAGACGGAGAGGGAGUCCAGGAAGAGGCCUAGGGUAGUGGCGGCGGCGGCGGAGUACGCGGCGUGGUUGGAAAGAAUGGCGGAGACGAGACGAGCGCAUGAGGCGAAGGCGGCUGAAUUCCGCAAGAACCUGCUGGCGAAUCCUUUGACGGCCGAGCAGUUGCGAGAGCGCAAGGAAGCCGCGUGGGAAAAGUACAACAACGAGUCGUGGGAGAGGGCUCGCGACAACUGGAUCUGGCCUCCCUUCGAAGCCGACACGGACAUCUCUUGCAUGCGCUUUACCAACGAAAAUAUCAACGACCCUAAUUAUCCACGCCUUGUCUGCACCAUGGCAACUCUGCAGAUUGUUUCAGUCCAGGUGAAGGAAAUAACCGAUGGGUUACAUUGGCCGCUGGAUGUUUAUGGUUUUGUCGCUGUGCGUGAUGUGGUGGAUCGCAAACGCAUUAUGGUUUUCAACCGUGAAAGGGAUGACUACCAAAGAAUCACCGAGCAGGAUUCCUACCUAACACUGACCGGUCCUACCCGUGGUGUUGUCAUGACGAUUGAUCCUUCGUAUUUGGAGGCUAAGCUCAAAGUAAGAGGUGCAACUGAAUCUGAGGACAAAGAUUUGAGCAAAUUUGCUAAGACGUACAGAUUGGGCUGCUACCUUCCUAUUAAGCACACAAGCAAGCUUUGCACACUGGAGCUGCAGCAUUACACUGUUUGUUCAUCUGUGGAAGCCACAAUUCGUGUCCAAGUCAUUGAAGGGCAGUUUCCUCGUGAUUUUCGUGGUGUGCUUACUGCUAGCACUGACUCUGAAAGCGGUGUGAUGAUCUCAUUACUGGAUUUUAGUAGUGAUGAGUUGCCAGUUGAUGCUGAUGGAUCUGUGAAGCUAUCACGCCAAGUUGUUUCUGUUAAGAAAGGGGGGAAUCUGAAAGUUUCUAUCUGGCAACAUGGUGUUGGUGAGGAAGAAGACCAAGAGAUAACUGCUGCAUCAUUUGUAGCUAAGGAAGCUGAAACAAGCACUAAUUACAUGCCGAUGAAAAAAUGGAAGUGCUGGAUGGAAGUCAGUGUCGCCUGGUCCCUUUUCAGCUGUUGGUGA